GCACAAUACGUUGUAAACAAUGAGACUGUUCCAGACCGUCUCAAGCUUUGUGUCUGUCCAACACUUUAUCUGUGCAAAACUAACAACGGUUGCGAAUAGCUCCGCGUAUAUUAAAUAAAAAUGUUCCUUGUGUGUUGCAGGGACCUGAAGCAUGGAAGAGGUUCUGAGCAGACUGGGAGGGCUAAGUGCUGAUGAACUGCGUGAGGAGUUUGCCCGAGCAGACCUUAAAUGUGGUCCCAUCACUGCUACUACCCGAGCCACCUUCGAGAGGAAGUUAGCCCGAUUCCUCGUUGGACCUGAGAGCAAUGCCACUGAAACGGAUACUGGGUCUUCAACGGGCCUCCCUGGCAGUGUUGCCUCUGUUGCUACCACGCAUAUGCCAUGUGCCACCUCAGCACUUGCACCCACCACUCCUGCAAAAAGCAGCAGCUUACCUGAUGUUUCCUGUGAAGAAUCGGACUUUGGCUAUGGUGUGGGUCUCAACCCCCCAGAGGAAGAGGAAAUCUCUCUGAAGACCACAAAUAGCUGUUCUGAAGGCACAAACUCUCCGUCCAAAACAGAAACUCCUUCAAAACUUGCGCAAGUGUCUCCAACCUUUUAUUAUGGAGUAUGUCCACUGUGGGAGGAUGUUUUGUCUAGAAAUGAGAGAGCACAUGUAUACACCGAUAAGAAAGAGGCCCUUCAAGCUGUAAAGAUGAUGAAAGGAGCCCGUUUCAAAGCCUUUCCCAGUCGUGAGGAUGCUGAGAAGUUUGCCAAAGGGAUCUGUGACUAUUUCCCAUCUCCCAGCAAAACUGCACCCUGUGUAUCUCCUGCUAAACCAGGCCUGGUCAUUAGUAAAGACAACAUGGAAAUUGACACAAUCAACCGGGAGCGGGCCAACAGUUUUAAGAGCCCACGCACACAAGAUCUGACUGCCAAACUAAGAAAAGCUGUGGAGAAGGGUGAUGAGGUGGCCUUUAGUGAACUGAUUUGGAGCAAUCCGCGCUAUCUCAUUGGCUCAGGAGAUAAUCCCACCAUAGUGCAGGAGGGGUGUCGGUACAAUGUCAUGCAUGUGGCAGCCAAGGAGAACCAGGCAGGCGUUGCCCAGCUACUGUUGGACACCUUGGAAAACCCAAAGUUUAUGCGCCUCAUGUACCCAGAUGAUCAGGAAAUCAUGCUGCAGAAACGUAUCCGCUACAUUGUAGAUCUUUACCUCAAUACACCAGAUAAAGCUGGGUAUGAAACACCACUCCACUUUGCCUGUAAAUUUGGAUGCCCUGAAGUGGUCAAUGUACUCUGCUCCCACCCUGAUAUCAAUAAGAACUGCAAGAACAAGGAUGGCCAGCAGCCUAGUGAUGUCAUUUGUAGCAGAAAAAAUAAAACGCAAGAAGUGAAACAAAAGAUAAGUGACUAUUUGGAGGACCGCUUCUACAUCCCCUUGCUGAGGGCAGCCGACAACACCUCUCAGCCCAUCAUUGGUGCUCCGUGGUCACCAGAGUCCUCAGAAAGUUUCUCACUUAUCCAGCGUCACACAAAAAGCCCAAUGGAUCCGUUGAUGACUGUCACAGCCUUUGCUGGUCCCCUGAGCCCCUCUAAAGCAAAUGACUUUAGGCGGUGCUGGAAGACGCCGCCCAGAGACCGAGCUGACCUUUUUCACCAUAUCCUCAAGUCUGACCCCGAUCGUGGAGCAGAAAGAGUGGGCAGAGACCUGGCUCGUGAGAAGGGCCACCCGUGGGCGGAGUAUUGGGAUUUUCUGGACAGUUUUGUGGAUUUGUCAUCAACUGAGGGACUCCGCAAGCUGGAAGAGUACCUGAGCAAGAAAGAUUUCAGCUCAUGGGCACAUGAGGAAACUGGGGAGAACGAGACCAGCAAUAGGUUCAAAACCCCUUCUCCAGGUAAGCCCAAGAAAUUCUGCAACUCCAUCUCUGUUGGUGCCUUCCUGGACGAGGGAGAUGACAUCAGCCUUGAGGAGAUGAAGAACAGGCAGAAUGCAGCCCUCACCAGCAUUACUUCCUCUGUUGCGUCCAAAGAUGUGCUAAAGGGAGCGGUGGGUGGUCACAUCCUGCCCAUCUCACUUCACCACCGUGGAGCAGAUCUAAUCGAGACGGCAGCGGAACAGGACCUGCUGUGCUGCUGUGACAACGGUCUCCUCUCACCUGGUGUUGUCUGCAAGAAUGGUGUGUGCUCCUCCUCUGGAGAAAGGACUCACAAUGGAGACAAGGCAUCACCUCGAACAUCCCCAUCCUCGUCUUGUAUGCUGUCGCCCAUCUCUAACCUCAUGGUGGAGUUUGAACGCAUGUCGCUGAAGGAGCCUCUCGACAGUCCCACUGGCUGCAGAGAGAGGAGGAGCAGUGGUGGGAGCCGGCACAAGGACCUGCGGGACUCCUACAGCUCCUCGUCAGCCACAGACUUGAGCUGUGGGCUGAAUCGUCUCUCUCUCUGUCACGGCAGUCGGGACAGUGAGGCUGCGGAAGGUCCGAGCUGGAGAACAGAGGGAGGCCAGAUGGAGGAGACACGAAGCAGCAGCAGUAGCUCAGAGGAAUACUUUGAUACGGAGGAGAGUCUGGAGGCACUGGGUAGGACUAGGGGUUCUGUAUCAGGGCUGCGCAACUUUUGUGCCAGGUCCAAGUCAUGGGACCAUGGGGGGAGAGACCUGAGCAGCUCAGGAUCAUCUGGGUCCUCGUAUAAGUCUUUAGAUACCACCCAGGACUUUCUACCCAGGACCCCACCACACAUUAAAAGAGGGCUGUUCAUCGAGGGGGAUUCACCAACCAGGUUGGACAGAGAGGUCUUGUCGGCAAUAGAAGGCAUAAAAGUCGAUCCUCAGAAGUUUCCCAGCAUUCAUAAGUGGAAGAGCACAAUGGCAUCAUUUUCAGCGGCAGACAUGCAGAGCUGGACCAGCCCUGCUGUUAUAAAACCGCGACUCAGGAUGCAGCAUCAGACUCCCGGCUCCCCGGUCAGCAGCCUGAUGUCUCCCAGCGGUCGCUUCAGUCCCGCUCGGCAUGCAGCCUCGCCAGACUUCAGCCCCAGCCGUUACAGCCCUGCCAAUGCUAGCUACAUUCAGCGCAUCCGCCUCAAGCACUUGAACGAGCCGCCAGUCUAGCUGCCCCAUUCCACCACUGCGGCCAAACUUCUGCAGACCCUAACCCCGACCUGCCCUCACGACUACAACCCCAGCUGCAUCGAUGUGGCCACACCAGAAACCACAUACGAAAAUAUGCACAACUGUUUGGGAGAUGAGGAUUAAUAUUGUAUGGUACUACUUACUCUAACAGGAAUUCUCAUCACGUUGGGUUGUGAUGCAGGACUUUCAAAAGGAAACAAGAACCUUUGAUCAUUUCUGUACUGUAUGUUAUUCGUGGCAAGUGUGAAGCACCUGUAUCAACUUUUUGAAUAUUGUGAAUUCAAGCCGCCCCAAAGUCCGCUGGUCACUAAACCUUAGUGUGAAAUUCUUUACAGGAUUUUGUCACUGAAGAUGUUCUUAAAAAAAGUCAAUAUUUUAAAAAUUAUUUUUUGUAUGUUGGUCAGUAGCACAAAUUUAAAUGUUUUUAUUAAUGGUGUUAAUAAAAAUGUUUCUCCUCA
This is a messenger RNA of Betta splendens (Siamese fighting fish), 3561 nucleotides long. It is a transcript of the gene ankle2, whose product is annotated as ankyrin repeat and LEM domain containing 2. Gene Ontology annotation, biological process: negative regulation of phosphorylation. Gene Ontology annotation, molecular function: protein phosphatase 2A binding. Gene Ontology annotation, cellular component: endoplasmic reticulum. The transcript has 13 exons. The coding region runs from base 152 to 3082 and encodes 976 amino acids. Lineage: Eukaryota; Metazoa; Chordata; Actinopteri; Anabantiformes; Osphronemidae. The record is from RefSeq and is a predicted model, not a curated record.